AUGGGUGCCUUCCGACCAGGGAAAGCGAGAUCGCUCGUGCUGGCGACGCUCACCUUGAUCUUGGUAUGCACUGUCUACUUUUACUGGUCGCCAACCACCGCAUCCUCCACCGUCUCCUUAGUACCCAACACAGCAUUCGAAGUGCCUCUCACUGAGCGCCAGAAGGAUUUCUGGAAAGUCCUUCGACCUAUCAUCGAGCGCCAUAACCCGAAUGUCCCCGCUCCGGAAAAACGAGGAGAUAUCGAAGCUCAACACUUUGACCCCACGAAGGAUAUGCCGAGGCCCGACCUGACGGGGAUGAGCGAUGAAGAUGUACGCAAGAUGGAAGAAGCGCAUGCGGCUUUCAUCGAGGAUGUCAAAACUUCGGAGAAGACACUGAAGCCAAUUCAUACCAAAGGGAAACGGGGAUUGGUAUCAACGGCCGGUUCCACAUAUCUCCCUGUCUUUGUCUCAUCGCUGCGGAUGCUACGCCGUGCGGGGUCAACGCUGCCUGUUGAACUAUACAUGAAGGACGCUACCGAACAUGAGAAACAGGUCUGCAAGGAUGUACUUCCCAAACUUGAUGCGCAAUGCUUGCUGCUGUCAGAUGUGGUGGGUAAGAAUAUCAUCGAGCACUAUCAGCUCAAGAUCUUCGCGGUACUUUUCUCCUCGUUUGAGGAGAUUGUCUGGAUGGAUGCCGACUGCUUCCCUCUCGGGAAGCCGGAGGAUUUGCUGGACUCGGAACCAUUCAAAUCCAACGGGUUAGUCACAUGGCCCGACUUUUGGGCGUCCUCCGCAUCUCCGUUGUACUACAGAAUUUCACGCCAAGAGGCUCCUUCUAUGGCUGCCAGACAGUCAUCAGAAACCGGUGCAUUUUUGGUCUCUAAGAAGACGCACUCGCUGGCUCUCUUAGUGGCGGCGUAUUAUAAUUUCUACGGCCCGUCACACUAUUUCCGCUUGCUAAGCCAGGGAGGCCCUGGCGAGGGAGACAAGGAAACCUUUAUUCAUGCUGCCAUGGCUGUAGGUGCGCCUUUCUAUACCGUCAGUGAGAGGGUGCAAGCCAUCGGACAUGCAAAUGCAGGUGGGCUGUCUGGAUCAGCUAUGGCACAGUCUGACCCCCGCGAGGACUACGCCUUGAUCCAGCAGGAUAAAUGGCGAGUCAAGGAUGAGGCUGUUGCACCAGCGCCUCAUAUCUUCUUCAUUCAUGCCAACUAUCCCAAGUUCAAUCCCGGAGACCGGAUCUUCGGCAUGGGCUGGGAAACAACCCCUACCUUGAAGGAGGACGGCUCCGAUGGACGCGCCUGGACGGCGCCCCCAGAGACCAUCCGGCGCUUUGGAUAUGAUGUCGAGAAGGCUUACUGGGAGGAGAUCAAAUGGGUGAGCUGCAAUCUGGAAACGGCGUUCAAGACCUGGGAGAACAAAGUGGGCCUUUGCCAGAGAGUCGAGGAAUACUGGAGCCAUGUCUUCGCUGAGCCGCAUGAUGAUGACCCCAAGUUUGUUCUGGAGGCCUGA
Molecule: messenger RNA, 1491 nt
Organism: Penicillium bovifimosum
Lineage: Eukaryota; Fungi; Ascomycota; Eurotiomycetes; Eurotiales; Aspergillaceae
Product: alpha-mannosyltransferase
Exons: 1
Coding region: 1-1491 (496 amino acids)
Biological process (GO): mannan biosynthetic process
Cellular component (GO): Golgi apparatus
Molecular function (GO): alpha-1,2-mannosyltransferase activity
Source: RefSeq, a predicted model, not a curated record